ACGGCGGAGGCGAGAAGAGCCAGCAUCGGGAAAAUACGCGGAGAAAAAUAAAUACCCGGCGCCAAGACAUCGCAAACGGGAAUUAUACUUAUAAACUUAAAAAUAAUACGAAAAUAUAAGUAUAUAUGUAGUUUGGAAGUGAAGAAGAGUGAAAUGAUGACCUGACAGUGUCCAAAGUCUUAAGUGAUCAAAGUUUUAAAUAAGUCUAGGGCUAAAUAAAAUUAAAACUUGUUGUCCAAAGCAGUCAGUUCGUGCAGAAUCCGUGUACCAUGUCGCAGAAUCAAAGUCCAACCUCCGGGCCCGCGCCCACCCCCAUCACACCGCCGCCCUCGCGAAGAGCAAACCGACCGCCGCGGAUCAACAUCCACAACCUGAACAGUGGCUCCGCCAUGAGCCAGGCAUCCAUGCCGCCCAGCGCCCAGCCGCCCUACACAUCACAGACCAACUACACGGGCAACGGAACCCAGGGGCCCUACUGGCCACCAGUGGCCAAUCCCUUUGGCUACGACAACUUCAUGACCAAGGGCUACGAGGGCUUCCUCGAUCUCACCAAGACAGGCAUGAGUUUCGGCGAGAAGUUCACCUACGGCUUGUACAAUAAGUUCAGUAAAUUGUCGCGCCGCUGGUUCACUCACAUGUUCCUUAUCAUAGUGCUGGGUCUCUACAACGUUGCCGGAGCCCUCAUCUUCAAGGCCAUCGAAUACUCGGUGAUGCGAAAUGGCCUGGUCGACAAACAGAAUCCAUGGACCUUCUUCAACGCCAUGGUUUAUAGCUCCACCAUCUACACAACCAUAGGUGAGUGA
Molecule: messenger RNA, 803 nt
Organism: Drosophila bipectinata
Lineage: Eukaryota; Metazoa; Arthropoda; Insecta; Diptera; Drosophilidae
Source: RefSeq, a predicted model, not a curated record